Molecule: messenger RNA, 936 nt
Organism: Physeter macrocephalus (sperm whale)
Lineage: Eukaryota; Metazoa; Chordata; Mammalia; Artiodactyla; Physeteridae
Gene: LLPH
Product: LLP homolog, long-term synaptic facilitation factor
Exons: 3
Coding region: 104-487 (127 amino acids)
Biological process (GO): dendrite extension
Cellular component (GO): nucleolus
Molecular function (GO): RNA binding
Source: RefSeq, a predicted model, not a curated record
GUAGAGCGGGUUGCCGGGAAGGCGGAAGUGCUGGGGCUUCCGGUCGGCGUGAGUCCCGUGCGGUGUCUGAGUUCCUGGGUUUUCUCAGCUUUCCAGGUAAAAUAUGGCUAAAAGUUUACGGAGUAAGUGGAAAAGGAAGAUGCGUGCUGAAAAGAGAAAAAAGAAUGCCCCAAAGGAGCUCAGCAGACUUAGAAGUAUUCUUAAAGUAGAUGGUGAUGUUUUAAUGAAAGAUGUUCAAGAGAUAGCAACUGUGGUGGAACCCAAACAUUGUCAAGAGAAAACGCAAUGUGUGGUGAAAGAUGAAACAGAUGACAUGAAAAUGGAGACUGAUAUUAAGAGAAACAAAAAGACUCUUCUAGACCAGCAUGGGCAGUACCCCAUAUGGAUGAACCAGAGGCAAAGAAAAAGGCUGAAAGCAAAGCGAGAGAAAAAGAAAGGAAAAAGCAAAGCAAAAGCCAUCAAGGCAGCGAAGGGUUUGGCCUGGUAGACCCUUAAAAACUUGAAAAAUCCCGCAUGGGACAGGUCUUUGAUUAGCAUGUAUACAUUGAUUUCAGCUUCCACCAAAUGGAAACUUUGUUUCCAUUUUUUAACUUGGCCUUUUUCUUCAAUUCAAGCCCAACGUAACUUCUCAAAUUUGUCUUGGUAACUUGAAUAAAAUAUUUUCUUUGAUGAAUGAAAGCUACACUGAUAUUUUAAUUGAAUGCUCUCCAAUAUGCAGGGAUUAUCAGACAUCAGAAUUCUCUCGAGUAUUAAUGCGGUUGUAAUCAUUCAGUCUUAGGAAAGAUGAAACAUAAUAUUAUAAUGACAAAUUUGAGCUAACUCAUAUUUAAAGUAAAUUAUAUAUCAUGUGAAAAUAUGUCAGUGGAUCGUAUAAGCAGUACUUGUUUGGAGUUUUGAUUUUGUAUAAUUCAGAAUAAAAGAUACUCUGUCUAGAUC